Molecule: messenger RNA, 939 nt
Organism: Protopolystoma xenopodis
Lineage: Eukaryota; Metazoa; Platyhelminthes; Monogenea; Polystomatidea; Polystomatidae
Source: the annotation of a GenBank genome assembly
CUUCUCUCACGGUCUAAAAGCAAACGUCUUUCUUGCAGAAAAAAGUAUAAAAUAAUAAAAAAAGUCAAAGAGCACCACCGGAGACUCCGUUUAGAAAAUAAGAAAAAUCCAAAACGCUUUAAGGCCAAGGACCCUGGUAUCCCGAAUUCUUUACCUUUCAAGGAAGAUGUUAUCAAACAUGUAGUUGAUACAAAAAAUAAAUUUGACCAGAUACGCUCCAUAAAUUUACUUUGUCUCAAGCAAUUCAAGGAACCUGAGUUAAAUCAGGCUACCCAAAAAGACCGGCCUUGUCUCACCAGCGAUUUUUUAAAUGUGAUUAAGGAAUCCGAUCUGAUUAUAGAAGUUAUCGAUGCUCGGGAUCCAAUGGGGACGAGGUGCUUUGAAGCUGAAGCAACCGCAUCUAUCCAAAACAAAAAGCUUAUUCUCAUUUUAAAUAAAAUUGAUCUUGUGCCUAAGUCCAAUGCCAUUGCCUGGCUGAAUUACCUACGAAGGUCGUACACGGUUCUUCCUUUCAAGGCUAAUACACAAAAAGGGAAGAAGGGUUUUCUAAGCUCUACAAAUUAUUGGGAUCCUAAGCUUUUUGAUUCAGAAGAGGACGUCUCAUUACGCAAAGGGUUUGGUGUAAACAAGUUAUUGUCAAUAAUAACCAAUUACAGUCGUAAAUAUUUAAACAGACCUGCAAAUAAAGACGAUAAAUCUCCCUCGAUAGAAUCGUCGCAAAGAAUUUUGGUCGGGAUUAUCGGAUUGCCCAAUACAGGAAAAAGUUCAAUUAUCAAUACUCUCAAAAGGCGAAAAGUAGCUAUAGCUGGCAAUUCUCCUGGUAUCACUAAGCGUUCCCAGAUUUUUCAGUUGAGCAGGCAUUUAUUUGUAAUGGAUUCACCGGGCGUUUGCUUUCCCAAGUCUUCUGAUCAAUGUGAUUUAGUUCUCCGAAAUUGUAUC